AGGAUAAGACAAAUGAAGAAAUUGAAAGGAAAAUUAGACGCCUGGAAAGGGAAUUAUAUUCACGAAAAACAUGGACGCCCACGCCAAAUUUUCUUCCGAACGAAGAUCGUGACGACUCUUCCUAUAAUUUCCGAGGUGAAGUGGAGCUUGACGUGUACCCUUUCGGCGACGAAAAUGAGACACCUGAGUCUUUACAUACGGUUGCCGAAGUUCAUGCAAAAAAUACAUGCCUUCCUCCUGAAGUUAUGGCGGAAGAUUCGCAACAUAUUCCAGACAACGCAAAAUCAGUGCUAGACUCAGAUAUGAUAACAGAAGAAUCAGUCCCUGAAGAAAUCAUGCAGAUACUUGGUGAGGCUAAGAAAACAGAAGAGAUCUUCGGAAAGAAAAUUCCGCAAGGAGUCUCUGAAAAAUUGGGAAAAAUCUUGGUCGAGGGUCUUGCCAAAGAACAAAAGGAAAUUUUACUUACCCAAAAAUUAAUAAUACCAGAGAAUUUUCAGCUGGUGAAGGCGCCCAAACUAAAUCCAGAAGUGGCUUCAGUACUUACCGACCCAGCUAAAAAUAGAGACAAACGGCUUGAAAAGCUUCAGAACCAAUUAGGUUUGGGUAUAGCGGGUCUAGUUAAUUUGACAACGGAAUUAAUCAAUAAGGAGGUUGAUAAGAUGGCUAUAAUUAAGAAAAUAUCAGAAGUGAAUCAAAUACUUCUUGAUCUCCACUAUGAGGAGACAUUGGGUCGUAGACGAUUAAUUAUUCCUAUGUUGGAUAACAAAUUUAUUAAUAUUAUACAAAGUGUGAAACGCGACCAAUUUCUUUUUGGAGAUAAUUUGGGUGACAAUAUCAAGACGUCUAAAUCCAUUGAAAAAUCAAGUCUUCAGAUCAAAAAACCAGCUCCUCCACAGCCACCUGCCAACCGAAAACCUUUAGCCCAGACGGGAAACUCGCGAGCUCCGGUCCGCCGUGCGAGCGGGCCCAGUGCAGCGCGCGCUCAGCCGCCGACGUCGCGGUAUUACCCCGAGCCGCCGCCGCCCGCCAGGAGGGCCCCGGCCCCGCCGGCGCGCCGCGCUCCGCCGCCACCAGCCCCGAGGCGAUACUCGCAGGACUAUCGCAGCCGCCGUCGCUAGAGAAGAACACCUCACCCGUUAUGGUCAAGCCUUACCCUGGCGUGUGCGAAGUUAUCCGGGAGGCGUUUGGAAGACAAGGGCUAGAUAUAGACACAAUAAACAUUAUGAUUCAAUCCUUAGCCAAGAAUACUUUGCAACAGUAUAACUCAACUUAUAAAUUAUGGUUUUCUUUUUGUAAAGACAAUAACUUAGAUUUCUUUGAGGUAAAUGUUCCAACGUUACUAAAAUUUUUGUCACAAGAGUUCAAAAAUGGUGCUAGCUAUAGUUCAUUAAACUGUAUGAGAUCAGCGCUAUCAGUAAUUUUAGGUAAAGGAAUUUGUACGAAUGAUUACAUAGCAAGGUUCCUAAAAGGUGUCUUUAAAAAUAGGCCAAGUUUUCCAAAAUAUAAAAAUACGUGGGAUCCCAAUUCGGUGUUGACAUAUCUUUCUAGUCAAUUUCCUAAUGAAUCAUUACCUUUAGAAAUUAUUACCAAAAAAUUGGUGACUCUGCUCGCGUUAUCCACGGGACAACGUGUUCAGACGUUAUCAUUAAUUAAAUUGUGUAAUGUUAAUAUUAGUGAAACAUGCAUUAAUAUCAUUAUAGACGAGAUACUUAAAUCAUCUGCACCUAACAAGAACAAUCCAAGAUUGCAGAUUCCAUUCUUCAGUGAAAAGCCCUGUAUUUGCCCUGCGAGAGUUCUCUCUGCCUAUAUUCACUUAAUAAAAGAUGUGCGAAAUGAGCCAGAUACAGACCGGCUAAUCUUAACAACUAAAAAACCUUUCCAUAACGCCAGC
Plodia interpunctella (Indianmeal moth) is the source of this 1891-nucleotide messenger RNA. RefSeq lists its product as uncharacterized. The coding region runs from base 246 to 1118 and encodes 290 amino acids. The record is from RefSeq and is a predicted model, not a curated record. Lineage: Eukaryota; Metazoa; Arthropoda; Insecta; Lepidoptera; Pyralidae. The transcript is spliced from 3 exons.